Anolis carolinensis (green anole) is the source of this 3070-nucleotide messenger RNA. It is a transcript of the gene eef1akmt1, whose product is annotated as EEF1A lysine methyltransferase 1. The record is from RefSeq and is a predicted model, not a curated record. NCBI's taxonomy places the organism in Eukaryota, Metazoa, Chordata, Lepidosauria, Squamata, Anolidae. The transcript is spliced from 5 exons. Gene Ontology annotation, biological process: methylation. Gene Ontology annotation, molecular function: nucleic acid binding; protein-lysine N-methyltransferase activity. The coding region runs from base 149 to 805 and encodes 218 amino acids.
AUGCCAGCAGGAGCCACUGGAGGGAGCAUGUCAUGCUCUUUGGUGGGGAAAGGCGGAGCCUGAGCCAGGCUUAGGGAGGGAGGGAAAGGAAGAAGGAAAAAGGCAGGAAGGAAGAGGAAAGGGGGGAAAGGCGUGGGUGCCUACAAAAAUGAGCGACAGCGACGACGAUGCCCCCCAGCUUUCCUCUGAAGCCUUAGCUGCUCUGCAGGAGUUCUAUCUGGAACAGCAGCAGAGAGAAGACCUCGAGGCAACAGAAGGAGCCAACAACUGCACUCUUGGCUCGAUAGAAGAGAACUGGCAACUGAGCCAGUUUUGGUAUGAUACUGAAACUGCAGAUCAUUUGGCGAAAGAGGCUAUAAGAGCAGCUGGAAAAGGUGGCAGGAUAGCAUGUGUUAGUGCGCCCAGCAUUUAUCAAAAACUGAAAGAACAGAAUAACAAUGAUUUUUCAACGUGUAUAUUGGAAUACGACCAAAGAUUUUCUGUUUACGGAGCUGAGUAUAUUUUCUAUGAUUACAACGAUCCUUUGAAUCUUCCAGCCAGCCUCAAAGAACAUAGUUUUGACAUUGUCCUUGCAGACCCACCCUACUUGUCUGAAGAAUGUCUCAGAAAAACUGCAGAAACCAUAAAAUACCUAACAAAGGGGAAGGUUCUACUUUGUACAGGUUCAGUCAUGGAAGAACAUGCUGCAAAGUUUCUUGGUGUGAAGAUGUGCAAGUUUAUUCCAAAACAUACUCGAAACUUAGCCAAUGAGUUUCGAUGUUAUGUGAAUUAUGAUUCUGGACUCGAUUUUAAUUCUGCCUCUUGACAACAAGCAUAAAAAUAUUGGUGACAUAUUUCACUGUGAAGCAGUUUUCCUUUUGUGGGUGAUGUAAACAUUUGUCUUUUCUGGCAGUAAGGAAGUGGAUGGUGAUGAGGAUUCAGUAAUCCAGUGAUUGGAUUCAUGUUAGUUUUGAUGGAUUACUGUGUAUUCUCAUGUAUAAGUCAGGGCAAGUUUUGGAGCCAGAAGUAUGGAUUUUGAUAUCAUCAUCAGUCUUUAUUAUGGUCCAAACACCCAAUUUGCUCAGCAGAAAAAGAUUUUGGUAUGACCUAUGGAUAAGUCAAAGAUCAUUCCACGAAGAGGGGAAAGCACCGAUGCCACAUGAGGAGGCUAGUGCCAGAAGCACGACAUGACAGAGAGAGUCAGAGGGAUUGAUGCAUCUUUUAGGUUCUCCUGGAACAGACUAAGCUCAUACCUUUUGCUACUUUGCUCAGAGAAGGAGGUAGUUCCUUUUUUGAUAGGAGUUAUCUUACAUUGCUCACCUUGAACCAUAAUUAAGUUGACCUGACCCAGGUUGUCUACGCUGGAUCUUUCACACUUGCCUCAAAUAGACAAGAGUUCUUUCUCCCUCCCUGGACUUUCCACAGAUAUAUAAAGCUCAGUUGCCUAGUUUCCAACAGACCUCACAAUUUCUGACAAUGCCUGCCAUAGAUGUGGGCGAAACAUCAGGCGAGAAUGCCUCUGGAACAUAGCCAUACAGCCCAGAAAACUCACAGCAACCCCGUGAUUCCAGCCAUGAAAGCCUUUGACAAUACUUCCUUGCUUUAAACUCAGCUUCAGGCUCUGUUCUGUCAUAAUUCUACCUGCUAUACAGUGUUGCUUCAAAAGUACAGUAGAGUCUCGCUUAUCCAACAUUCUGGAUUAUCCAACGCUUUUUUGUAGUCAAUGUUUUCAAUAUAUCAUGAUAUUUUGGUGCCAAGUUGUAAAUAAUUUCUACAUAGCAUUACUGUGUAUUGAACUACUUUUUCUGUCAAAUUUGUGGUAUAGCAUGACGUUUUGGUACUUAAUUUGUAAAAGCAUAACCCAAUUUGAUGUUUAAUAGGCUUUUCCUUAAUCCCUCCUUAUUAUCCAACAUAUUCGCUUAUCCAACAUUCUGCUGGCCUGUUUAUGUUGGAUAAGUGAGACUCUACUGUAGUUAAGAAAUUUGAUAAUACAAUGAAUAGACUUGCUAAGCUUGAACUGAAAGAAAGAUACAGAGAUAAAUAUUGAUUUUAUGGCUUGGCAUAUGUCCCAAAGGAGUUCAUGAGAUCACAAUGGUGGGACUUAGCUGACUUCUGAGUCUAUGCAUCUCUGCCUGACUGCUCUUUUGCUCUGCUGCUGCCCACCAACAUAUGUCUUAUUAUUUAUUUAUUUACAGUAUUUACAUUCCGCCCUUCUCACCCCGAAGGGGACUCGGGGCGGAUCACAUUAUAAACAUAUAGGGCAAACAUUCAAUACACAUAGAACCGAGACAGACGCAGAGGCAAUUUAACCUUCUCCUGAGGGGAUGUUCGAUUUUGACCACAGGGGGGAGCAGCUGCUUCACCAUCCACUGUGACGGCACUUCCUCAUUCCAAUUAGUUAAAUUUGCCUCCCCACUUUAUAAGUGGUACCUUAUUUCCUACUUGAUAGAUGCAACUAUCUUUCUGGUUGCUAGGUUAGCAACGAGCAGGGGCUAUUUUUUAUUUUUUAAUUGACGGGUGUUCACCCCGCCACGGGCUGGCCUCAAACUCAUGACCUCAUGGUCAGAGUGAUUUAUUGCAGCAGGCUGCUCACCAGCCUGCACCACAGCCUGGCCCCUAAGCAAGUUGGUUAGAGGCCAUUUGAGUGGUACUAGACAGACCCUUCAUCCAGCUGUUGAUUCUGAUGAGAUUGGAGGGAGAUAUUGAAACAAUGGGGUGAGUGGGCAAAAAGAGGGAAUGGAUGAAACAAGAGUGAGGUGGGAACAUGGGACAGUUGCAAGGAUUGGAUGGCCUUCCUCCACAAGACCCUCUGUAUCUUGCCAACCGACCUCACACGUCCAGCUUUCUCUAGUGUUUUUUUUAUAAUUCCCAUUGGAAUGGAGACUGAGAACAAGAAACUUGAUCAAGUUCUUCUGACUUCAUGGUUAGCUUAAAAUCAAAGCUGUGCCCAGUUCCAGCACACUUUCUAUUGUCCUACCAUCACGCAUUUGUAAUACUUCGAAAACUCAAUUUUCUUUUUUUUUUUCAUUUUCAGUAAAACGCAUUUAACUCUCAUUUCUGUGGAUUAACAAUAAAUAACAAUUAUGUAAUA